This is a messenger RNA of Cyclocybe aegerita, 447 nucleotides long. The record is from the annotation of a GenBank genome assembly. NCBI's taxonomy places the organism in Eukaryota, Fungi, Basidiomycota, Agaricomycetes, Agaricales, Hemipholiotaceae.
AUGCCAGAAGGAGCGCGACCCAUAGUAGCGCCCAUCCUUGUGCAUUUUGCUUCGCCAGCGAGGCCUCGUCAACGCCCCGUCGCGCCUAUCUCUCGUGCUCCGUCAUCAACUGCCGCUGUGCUACCUCCAACCCCCAUCCGUGGCAUACAACUCCGAGUCAUUGCGUCGAUGCCCUCGCCGCCGCCUUCGUUAUCUCGGCAAGAGACCUUUGACGGAGAUGUCCCGUUGGCUGGUGCCGCUGGUCUCAGAGGAACGGUCGGAGGUUCGAAGGGGCGCAUUGGUGCAAGAAUGGGAGGCUCUGGAGGUCGCUUUCGAGCUGGCUUUUACUCCUCUACGCCUCGUACAUUACCUGCUGAGACAAUCUGGGGGGUAGGAACAAGCCCCUUGCAGCUCCAACUUCCGACUUUCCAUCUCGGCCCGUCCAUGACAGGCUUCCGGUCCCCUUAA